Dendroctonus ponderosae (mountain pine beetle) is the source of this 793-nucleotide messenger RNA. RefSeq lists its product as uncharacterized. The transcript is spliced from 2 exons. Bases 308 to 751 code for a protein of 147 amino acids. The record is from RefSeq and is a predicted model, not a curated record. Lineage: Eukaryota; Metazoa; Arthropoda; Insecta; Coleoptera; Curculionidae.
GGCAGAAAAAGGUGCGCGCUUCCUUAGGGCUAAAUCUACAAUUGCGGUAUAUACCAGGAACAAGCUCUUCUUGGUAUAUCUUUGUAAAAUUUGGUUCUACAAUAGUCGAAUAACGUUCUAUUCGGUAUAAAUGGCGGUAUAACUUAUACCAGUGAAAUGAACCGGAUAUACUGCAGAUAAAGUUGUUCCUUCGUUCUAUUGGUCAAUGAGUGACAGCGUCUUAUUUCGUGGUCUGGUUUCAUAACCUACAAUUUCUCCAUAUGUAAACAACUUUGUCACGCGAUUUAAGAAAUUUUGAUUUACUACGAUGGCGGGAAGAAAUAUGUCUGUAUUUGAUUCUGAUGAAGAAGACGAUAUGUUUGAUAACAUGUUGACAGUAACAGCUCGGAAACCUAAAGUUUUUAAAAAUCGACCCAAUUACUUUAUAGAAUACACCGAUCUGCAGUUUUUUACUCGGUUUCGAAUGCAAAAGCAAACCUGUGAGACCCUGUUGCAUUUGAUUGUGAAUGAUCUCAAAUCUCAGACAGAACGGAAUCGAGCUAUUUCACCAGCAACUAAAUUAUUACUCACUAAGAUUUUAUACCACUGGAAAUAUGCUCAUAUCAGUUGGAAAUUUUGCAGGAGUAAGCAAAACAUCUGCCUGUUCAAUUGUGAGACAAGUUUCAGAGGCUAUUGCUCGGUUGCGUCCGAAGAAUAUAAGAUUUCCAGAAAAUAUUGCCACCAGACAAAAAGCGAAAGAAAAUUUUUAUAGAGUUGCCAGAUUUCCACUGGUCAUUGGUGCGAUUGACUGCAC